AAAAUUUGCUUAAUUGUCUGUCGGUAAUUAUUUGCUUUAUUUUAUCCUCAAAACUCAACCACCAGAACCAGAAGAGACUCGAGCAAACACUACUACUACUACACAUUUUGUUUGUAUAUAGACAUGUAAAUCAAGAAUCAACUUCUCUGAUCCGAUCUCUGCUACACAGACGGUAUCCUUGUUUAUCUACAGAUCUUUAGCUCUCUCUUUUUCUUUUCUCCCUUUUGUUUAGCAAUCAAUUCUUUUGGUGGAUCGAGGAGGUUCAGUUGUAUAUGUAUUGGGAUCGAAACUAGCUUUCAUUUGAUGGUUUUGGUGCUCUGUUGAGUCCAGAAUGUGGAUCUUGUGAAAUCGAUAGGACUUUGAAUCGGUGGUUUAACCAUUCAGUGUACCGCAGUUGACUCAAGAAAGGAGGAGCAGUUGAUGAGGUGAAGGUUGAGAGAUACAACCAUUUAGGCUUUGAUUUGUGAUAUUGAGAUGGGGUGCCAAUGCUCCAAGCUCACGCCAUGCUGCUGGAAUUCUCAGUUCAAGGCAGCUGUUCUCGAAGCUCCUGAUGCUGAGAAUGAGGAGAAGAGUGAGGUUGAUAACUUGCCUACAUUUCAUGAAUUCACAUUUGAACAGCUUAAAAAUGCAACUUCCGGGUUUGUAGUAGAGAACAUUGUAUCUGAGCAUGGAGAGAAGGCUCCAAAUGUUGUUUACAAAGGAAAGCUGGAGAAUCAGAUGAGAAUUGCUGUUAAGCGCUUUAAUAGAGUGGCCUGGCCUGAUGCACGACAAUUUUUGGAGGAAGCAAGAACUGUGGGACAGCUGCGCCACAACAGAUUGGCGAAUUUGCUUGGUUGUUGUUUUGAAGGUGAUGAGAGGUUGCUUGUGGCAGAAUAUAUGCCCAAUGAGACACUUGCAAAGCACCUUUUUCAUUGGGAAACACAACCAAUGAAAUGGGCAAUGCGAUUAAGGGUCGUUCUACAUCUUGCACAAGCUCUAGAAUACUGCACAAGCAAAGGCCGUGCUCUUUAUCAUGAUCUUAAUGCUUAUAGAAUUUUAUUUGAUGAGGAUAGUAAUCCAAGACUUUCAACCUUUGGCUUGAUGAAAAAUAGCAGGGAUGGAAAAAGUUAUAGUACAAAUCUGGCAUUUACUCCUCCUGAAUAUUUAAGAACGGGUCGUGUGACUCCAGAAAGUGUAAUAUAUAGCUUUGGCACUCUUUUGCUUGACCUCCUGAGUGGGAAGCACAUCCCUCCAAGUCAUGCACUCGACCUGAUAAGGGACAGGAAUCUCCAGAGUCUUACAGAUUCUUGCUUGGAGGGACAGUUCUCCGAGAAUGAUGGGACUGAGUUAGUACGUUUAGCUUCUCGAUGCCUACAGUAUGAACCUCGAGAAAGACCAAAUCCCAAAGCAUUAGUGGCUGCUUUGACUCCUCUUCAGAAGGAAACUGAGGUUCCUUCACAUGUCUUGAUGGGUGUCCCUCACGGUACCUCUGUCUCUCCUUUGUCUCCACUUGGUGAGGCUUGCUCAAGAAGGGACUUGACUGCUAUACAUGAGAUUUUAGAGGACAUUGGCUAUAAAGAUGAUGGAGUGACAAAUGAGCUCUCCUUCCAAAUGUGGACUGACGAAAUGCAGGACACAUUGAAUUUAAAGAAAAAGGGUGACUCUGCUUUCAAGCAGAAAGAUUUCGGAGCUGCAAUUGAGUUGUACACUCAGUUCAUUGAUGUUGGAACCAUGGUAUCUCCAACAGUCCAUGCACGCCGUAGUUUGUCUUAUCUCAUGAGUGAUAUGCCUCAAGAAGCCCUAGGUGAUGCAAUGCAAGCCCAAAUUAUAUCUCCUGUAUGGCACAUUGCAUCUUAUCUUCAGGCUGUCUCCCUUGCUGUACUUGGAAUGGAUAAUGAAGCACAAGUAGCACUCAAAGAUGGAACAACUCUAGAGGCUGAGAAGAAAACUUCAAAUGCGGGACAAAAGUAACAAGUGUGCUGACUUAUGUGACACAUCUCUGCUUCCCAGUUCUUGUUCUCCAUUGAUGAAUUUGACCAGUGGCAAGGCUUGCUACAACCAUUCAAAAUCACAUAGUCCAGCCACAGAUUACCUAAUCCUUUCAACUCAUUGAGCAUUUUUAGCCAAAACAAUAUUCCGAUGCGUUGUGCUGGCUUUUGGCCUUUGUUUUUUUUCUGGGGUAUGUGAGAAGUUUAAUUCUUUUGAAAUUUGAUCAAUUGUGAAUUUUGGAAUCUGUGGUUUCUCCUGCUAUUUCACAUUGUAAACAACAAGCUCAUGAUUUAUGAAGUUCCAGAUAUAGAGACUAUGAAAGUCGAUGGGAGAACGGAAAAAUUUACCUAUUCAAGCUCAAGUUAUGUAUAGAUAUACUACGCCUGGUUUGUUCCUGC
This is a messenger RNA of Tripterygium wilfordii, 2366 nucleotides long. Its product is annotated as serine/threonine-protein kinase BSK3-like. The transcript has 11 exons. Lineage: Eukaryota; Viridiplantae; Streptophyta; Magnoliopsida; Celastrales; Celastraceae. Gene Ontology annotation, biological process: brassinosteroid mediated signaling pathway; protein phosphorylation. Gene Ontology annotation, molecular function: protein kinase activity; ATP binding; protein binding. The coding region runs from base 475 to 1950 and encodes 491 amino acids. The record is from RefSeq and is a predicted model, not a curated record.